This is a messenger RNA of Hibiscus syriacus, 2566 nucleotides long. RefSeq lists its product as uncharacterized. The record is from RefSeq and is a predicted model, not a curated record. The transcript is spliced from 2 exons. Lineage: Eukaryota; Viridiplantae; Streptophyta; Magnoliopsida; Malvales; Malvaceae. The coding region runs from base 292 to 2355 and encodes 687 amino acids.
UAAAACAAAGGGAAAAAAAAGAAGCUCUGGCUCACACACCAGACGCUGACCCGACCAGUCGACCACCCAACACACCCUCUCGAUUCAUCUUUCCGUGGCUGUUUUCGGCGCUGUUUAGGUGGAAUACACCGUUCGUUCUCGGUUCGAUUCUCAGUCAGUCAGCAGCCAACUUGUCUUUGUCUAAACUGUUUCAGUCUCCCUCUUUUGCUUACUUUCAUGUUUUAAGCUUCAUUGCCCUUUCACUGCGAUUCAGGGGCAUCGUUCUUGCUUAUCUCGAUCUUGUUGAAAAAAAUGGCGACGGACCCAGAUGUCGAGCAAGAAGCACAUCGCUUGAAAGCAGUAGCAGAAACCAAAUACAAGAAUUCGAACCUGAAAUCAGCUCUGAAACAUGCGAAGAAAGCCCACCGUCUUUGCCCAAACCUGGAAGGCAUCUCCUCAAUGCUCACUGCCUUUAAGAUUCUCCAGAUGGCAUCCGAACCCAAUGCUACGCCAGACUGGUAUAAAAUCCUCCAGGUAGAGCCCUUUUCCCACAUAAAUUCCAUCAAGAAGCAGUAUAGGAAACUGGCAUUAAUUUUGCACCCUGAUAAGAACCAAUUUUUAGGAUGUGAAGAAGCGUUUAAGCUAGUGGGUGAAGGGUUUAGGAUAUUUUCAGAUAAGAUUAGGAGGAAAGAAUAUGAUAUGAAGCUUAGGAUUCGGAUUCAGGAGGAAAGUGUUGUUGGACUGGAAGGGAAUGGUGGUGUUGAUGAGACAUUUUGGACUGCGUGUUCGCGAUGUAGGUUGUUGCAUAAAUUUGAAAGGAAGUAUUUGGGUCAUAAUUUGGUUUGCCCAACCUGUAAGAAGAGCUUUUUAGCUGUGGAGGUUCAUGGAGAAGGUGGUGAUGGUCAUGGUGAAAGUACGGAAGAGGAAGACGUGUUGGCCUCUACAGUGAGUGAGAGGUUGAAGAGAAAGAUGGUGGAGAAAAUGGAUGGGCCCGGAGAUGAUGGGUUGGAGGGGGCAAAGGGUAGCGGUGAGACAAUUGUAAGUGUAGGCUUAAGGAAGAAAGCUAGUGGUGAGAUUUUAAAGGAGAAAGCGAGUAGUGAUGUGGAGGAAGAAGCGGAUGUUUGUGAAUGGGGUGUGGGGAGAUUAAGGAGCAGGGGUUCAAGGAGGACAAGAACUGUUGGGCAGAUAUUGGCAAGGCCUGUAGCUGCAAAGGUGGGAGAUGAUGAGAUGGCGGAGAGACCAAAGUCAAAGAGGGUAAAAGUUGUAGAGGAGACAAUGACACUUGCGGAAAUGCAGUUGGAAAUGAAGCGAAAGGUGAAUCAAAGAAAGGCAAACACAAAUAGAAAAGAAAAGGUGAAAGAUGUGGGUAAUAAGGAGAAAGAAAGAGAGGGACAUGAGCCUAAACAAGAUAGCAUUUCAAAGAAUGAGAAACCAAAGGCAUCAGGGAAGAAUACGGAUUUUGAGAUUGACAAUCAAGGACCUUCACAGGCAAGUGUGAAUGUGGGGAUUAUGACACGCUCGACUAAGAAAAUAAGUGUAGAUUUGGAAGCUAAGACUCAAGAGGGUGUGAAGAAGAAUCAAAAUUCAGAGAUGAAAAAGCAAGGGACAUCUAGGAAGAGAGUGAAUUUGGACAUUGAGAAGUGUCGUGAUUCCAAGAGUAGGGACAUGGAAAUUGUGGCUGUGGAGGACUCAGAUUUCUACGAUUUUGAUAAAGAUAGAUCAGAAAAGUAUUUUAAGAAAGGGCAAGUGUGGGCCAUAUAUGAUGAUGAUGAUGGAAUGCCUAGGAAUUAUGGUUUGAUUGAGGAAGUAUUUUCAGUAAAUCCGUUUGAAGUGACGAUGAGUUGGUUGGAUUUUCAGAAUAAUGGGGAUGACAGAUUGAUGGGUUGGGAGAGAAUGGGAUUUCGUAUAUGCUGUGGGAGAUUUAAGGUUGGCAGGAAGAGUUCCAAAAACACUUUGGAUAUCUUUUCGCACAUGGUAGAAUCUGAAAGGGCAGCAAAGGAAUUUUAUAGGAUUUAUCCAAGGAAGGGCUCGGUUUGGGCUGUUUAUAAUGAAGCUAAGUUAGGUGCAGGAGCAAGAAAUCUUUCAUCCAGAGAUAAACACUGCUACGACAUAGUCAUGCUUUUAACAACCUAUAGUGACAUUCAUGGGUUGAGCAUGGCAUAUCUUGAGAAGGUCGAUGGAUUUAAGACGAUAUUUAAGAGACAGGAGAUUGGAUGUCAGGCUAUUAGAUGGCUUGAAAAAGAUGAUAUUAGAUUGUUUUCACAUCAGAUUCCUGCACGGAAGCUUUCUAGUGAUGAUGUACCUGAUCAUUUGAAAGAUUGCUGGGAACUCGAUCCUGCUUCACUUCCUCCUGAUCUUCUUGCAGUUGGUCGGUAAAGAUGAUAUGUAUUUCAGAAACCUGAAUUUAUUACUAUAUAUGCGCUCCAUUCACAUAAUAGUUUAGGGGGAUCGAAUAUGACUUGAGUACAGUAUGGUGCAGAGACAGAUAUGAACUCUUAGUUGCUUUAUAAGUUCUAUAUUGUAAUAGCUGCUGCAAUAGUCGUUACUUGGAAGAGAGAACGUAUGAAAUAUUUUAAUAAUACCUGUA